AUGGCGCACAUAGAUGCUGCAUUUCGUUCGUCUCGUAUAAAUGAAGCCUAUUUUUUUGUGAAGAACGAGUAUGUGCUAGUGAACUAUGCUCCAGGCACGACAGACGACAAGGUCUUGGUUGGACCGCAUCUUAUCGGAGCUGGUUAUCCAUCCCUUAAGGGCACAGCCUUCGCAGAACCUGGAAUAGAUUGUGCUUUUGGGUCUCAUCAUAUGGAUCAAGCGUUCAUCUUCUCUGGGAAUCUCUGUGCACAAAUUAACUACGCACCACACACCACAAAUGACAGGAUAAUCAAAGGACCGAUGACCAUCACUGCAAUGUUCCCCUUCUUCAAAGGGACGGUGUUUGAAAAUGGCGUAGAUGCCGCGUUUGAGUCAACAAAAAACUACGAAGCUUACCUCUUCAAAGACAAUCAAUAUGCUCUUAUAAACUACGAUUAUGAUUCCCACCUCAUCUCCAUCGAUCUCACCAAUCGAGGCUUUCCUAGUUUGAAAAACACCAUCUUUGAAAGUGGAAUUGAUGCAGCGUUUGCUUUGCACAAUACUGAUGAGGCAUACCUAUUCAAAGGAGAUUACUACGCGCGCAUCAACUUUGCUUCCGGCACCACAGAGGACAACAUUACUGGUGGCAUCAAGAAGAUCCUUACCUAUUGGCCCUCUUUACGUGGUAUCUUGCCUCUCAAAAGUAGUGGAUGA
Molecule: messenger RNA, 693 nt
Organism: Ilex paraguariensis (yerba mate)
Lineage: Eukaryota; Viridiplantae; Streptophyta; Magnoliopsida; Aquifoliales; Aquifoliaceae
Source: the annotation of a GenBank genome assembly